Molecule: messenger RNA, 963 nt
Organism: Mycena indigotica
Lineage: Eukaryota; Fungi; Basidiomycota; Agaricomycetes; Agaricales; Mycenaceae
Exons: 8
Coding region: 1-963 (320 amino acids)
Source: RefSeq, a predicted model, not a curated record
AUGAAGACCGCUUCACUAUUCAUCUUUGGCGCUCUCGUCUGCUCUGUCGGAGCCAUGCCCACCCGUCGUGCUGAGAACGACCGCUUCUCUGGUAACCGAUUUGGCGGUAAGGGAUUUGGUGGAGGAAGGAACCGUUUUGGCAACAAGGGGGGCAAGUCAAGCAGUGCUUCAGCUUCAGGCUCGGCCUCUAUUUCUGCCAGCUCUUUUGUUGCACUCGCUUCCACCGUCUCCAGCGCCGCCGCCGCCGCAUCCUCCCUUCCUCCCCUCAACAAUGCUGCGACCAACAACACAUCCGCUAACAAUGACAAUGACCCCCAGGCUUCUCUUAAGCUCAACCCAGCCGUGAUCUGCAGCAACUUCGCCGACAAUGGCCAGAACCCACCUGUUGAGGGCCAGAGCCCUAGCUUGACCUCCACCAACAACUUCAUCAACUUCUGUGCCCUCACUUUGCCUGGCGUUCCCCUCACCAAUGGACAGCAAAUCCAGACUGGUUCCUGCAACCCCGCCCCCAUCGGUCUGAUCCCCUCCGUCAGCAACAUGCCCAGUGCCAAAUUCUUGUUCCCUCUCAAUGGAGCAACGAUCCCGGCCAACAAGGCAUUCAACGCUCAACUUAACGUCAGGAACUUCCAAACCGGUACCUUCACCAACGCUCAGAAGACGUACUUCGCUGCUCCUCAGCGACUCAAUGCUCAAGGCCAAAUUAUUGGUCAUACCCACAUGGUCAUUGAGACUUUGACGGACCUCAAGCAGAACACCCCGCUUGACCCCACCAAGUUCUUCUUCUUCAAGGGUGUCGAUGAUGCUGCCGUGAAUGGCGUUGCGACUGCUGCUGUCACUGCUGGUGUUCCCCCAGGCGCUUAUCGCAUCUGCUCUAUCAACACCUCGGCCAACCACGCCCCAGUCAUCGGUCCCAUUGCCCAGCACGGCUCCUUUGACGACUGCACCUACUUCACCGCGAAGUAA